CGACGUUCCUCGGUGACGUCAGACGCUCUGAUGGGAGCCGACCAAGCCUUCGCUCAGAUCACUUCAUUCUCAGGCCGGGUAGGAACCCCAGCAACAACCCAGCAGUCGGAUCGACCUACGAACAUUGGGCUUUACAAUCGCAAUCCAUCCUCUGAAUAAACUACGUUUGGUGAAACUAUUUCACUGUCACUGAUCAGAAGAUAUUCUCAAAUUGUAGAAUUCGAAUAAGAAAGCACUAGGAAGAGGCGCAAAGAAAAAUUUUCAUACUCGAUGACAUUACAUCGAAAUGUCCGAUCGUUUGGGGCAAAUAACCAAGUCCAAGGAUGGGAAAAGCAAGUAUUCCUCUCUCAGCUUAUUUGACAAGUACAAGGGAAAAUCAAUAGAAACUCAGAAAAAUACAGUACUUCCGCGACAUGGCUUGCAGAGUCUUGGAAAAGUGGCCACAGCCCGGCGCAUGCCCCCACCUGCGCACCUGCCAAGCUUGAAGUCUGAAAACAAAGGAAACGAUCCCAACGUGAUUAUAGUGCCCAAAGACGGUACAGGAUGGGCAAACAAGCAGGAACAACCCGAUCAAAAGAGUUCCACUGUGUCAGUGCCACAGCUGCCGGAGUUGCAGCUGCCGCUGGCUUCACAGAAAUCUGUCUCCAAUCUUCAGAAGUCCUUACCAGUGGCCAACCAGGAGAACACAAACACAGGUGGACCAAAGCAAUGGGCCCAGCUAAAUGGAAAGGCAGUAGAGCAAGAUGGUUCAAGGGCCUCAAACCGACUUCAGCCCUUCUCUCACGAGGAAUUUCCCACCCUGAAGGCAGCUGGAGAACAGGACAGAGCUGGCAAGGAAAAAAGCGGCUUCGAUCCGUCGUAUGGGCCCGGACCAAGCCUCCGCCCCCAGAACGUGACGAGCUGGAGGGAAGGUGGUGGCAGGAACCUUCAGCCCUCGUCCCUGACCCUCAGCCUGCCAGCAGACCCUGAGGGUAAGACCACUGCCCUGGAUGAGACUGGCAGCCCUCCAGCCUCGUCUCACCCCCCCUCCGCCGCCGGCACCACCUCAUCUACUGUCACGACAGCUCAGUCGCCAGGCGCCGACUCGAAGGAGCCUUCGCUCCGACCUGCCCAACCCGUGCGCAGACUCACCGUCCCUACUGCCCUGCAGUAUCAGCUUCAUCACACUUCCACUGCCGUCUACCAUGACAUGCUGCCUGCAUUUAUGUGCUCUAAAGAGACCCGCGAAGCUGCCGGCCCAGAUAACGUUUCUACUGCCGUAGCGGCACCGGCCCGAUUUGACAGCAAACCCAGUUUUAGGCAAACUUAUGCCAAACCUGAACUUGUCAAUGGUGAUUCUCGAAGAGAGAACCGCUUUGUCCGCGUCCCACCGCGAAUGUCUUCUCAGCCCAUCCGCAGGCCUGGCGACAGACCACAGAGAGCCGCCAUUAUUAAUCCAGAGGACCUGAAGGAUCUUGAUGAUCUUGAUAAUGAAUGUGAAGAUGGAUGGGCUGGACUUCAUGAAGAAGUUGAUUAUAGCGAGAAGCUCAAGUUCAGUGAUGACGAAGAAGAGCACUCUGCGAUUAAUAAGAGGAUUUGGAAUGACUGGGACAGGGAGAGAGAGAACCAGCGGGACUGCCAGUCCUCUCUUAGUUCAGGGGACCCGUCUUAUUCUCUGGAGGCACCAGAGGAAAAUUAUUCCUACCAACAUCAUCAUGAUCCUCCCAGAAAGCCGAGCAGCAGAUAUCUUCCCACUGACAGCCAGGCUCAGCAGAAAAAUCACAGCGAGCCGCUCGUCGACCUGGAAGAUAACCAGCGGUCAUCCCAGAGUCAGAUACCAGCUAGGGGAAAGUAUGUGUCACCUGAGCUUUCUGAGGCUGUUGAGCGAGCCCGUCGACGGCGAGAGGAGGAGGAGAGGCGCGCUCGUGAAGAACGACUUGCUGCAUGUGCUGAAAAACUCAAAAAGUUGGAUGAAAAGUUUGGGAAGACUGAGAGGCAGACAUCACGUAGUGACGACAGCCCCAAGGAGGCAGAGGGCAAAGAGGUCCCACUUUUUCCUAACCGAGAACAGAGUAAAGCUCCUAAUGAAAACGUGCAAUUUAGCGCAAAAGAAGGAAGUGAGUUUCUGCCGGUCCACUCCCCUGGCAGUAGCUAUCGUGAAGAGUCAGGCUUCUCCACUCACCGCAGCAGUGAGGAUGAUGGUCAAGAGCCCUCCUCUCCAUCAGAGGACCACAGGGGAUGUCAACCCUCCAAACCAGUCCCUCCUCGCUUUCAAAAACAGCCACAGCAAAACCAGCAGCAGGAUUCCCUGCUCAAAAUGCAGCACUGGCAGCAGUCCAGUCACCCUCCGUCUUCAAGCUCCAGUCAUGCUCAGCGGGGCUACUACCCCCCACAUGUGCUCGGCUUUGAUCCCCGCUGGAUGAUGAUGCCACCUUUCAUGGAUCCCCGCGUGGCCCAGAGCCAGUCACCUGUGGACUACUACACCAGUUCUGUUCACUCUUCAGGAAUGGUCAAAUCUGUCAUGCAUCAAGACCAUCUAAACAGUCCCGGUUCAGAUGAAGGGUGUCAUUCCAAGCUGCACCAAGAGAGGCGAGCCCCGUCUGCUGAGCCUUACCCAGUAUGGAGCCAAGAUGGCUACCCGUUGCGCAGCUUCACUCCACCUUACCAGAGACAGCAUGACACCUCAGAUAGGAGCCAGUCUGGCGACAGAGGUGAUGUGGCCUCUUCUCAACUGGAUAUCUAUGAAGAACGGGCCAGUGAGUGCCUGAGGCACACUCUGGAUGACCUCACUCAUCAUGCUUACCAAAGUCUAGGCUCGGAGAAAGAACACAAGCACCAUGACCAAGACCUUCUCACCACUGCUCAGAGCCUCUCUCAAAACUAUUCUGCGAGCGAAUGCACAAAACAAGAUUUUAGGGACAAACAUUUGAGAGAGGGUCCUGAAUCUCACAGUGAGACAUUGGGUGGCCCAAAAGAAAGUUGGAAGAGAGAUGGAGGCCAGAAACAAGAUGGAGGUCUUCAUUCCCAGAGCCAGUGGUCUGAGGCCAGUUCCAGUUCCAGCAGUGGUGUCAGCCAGCCAUCUGAGACAAGUGGGCGAACACUGACCCGCAGAACUGGCCCCAUCAAGAAACCAGUUCUUAAGGCUCUCAAACUAGAAGAUAAAGAGAACGAAAAGCCUAAAUCUGAACCCGAGGAGAAAACUGUCCCCUACCGACUGGAGAAAGAAGUCCUUACUAAUGUUUAUGACUUAAAGAAGGACAACCAGCCUACCAACAGCAGGCGUCCAGCCUCGCCUGUUGUCGAGAAACAACUUGAAGAAAGGCAGCGUCAUUCACCAGCUCCUAGCAAAGCAGAAAGACCUCACAGCACCCAUGGUGAUGACUUUUCUAAGGAAAACACCUGGAACAUUGGAAAGAUUCAAUUACCCAGAGAUAAUCAAGAAAACCGAGAGCUGCAGGCUCCACGGCGCAAUAACUGGAUCUUCAUCGAUGAAGAACAGGCUUUUGGGUCAGUCAGGGGGACGGGUAGAGGCCGCGGCCGAGGCUUUAGGGAGUUCAGUUCCAGAGGUGGAACUCGUGGUGGCCGAGGUGGAGACAACCUCAGAGGGGCAUAUAACAACAACAGCAGCAGCAGUGGUGUACAGCGGACAGGCAGAGGUCGAGCUCAACCCAGGGACCUCGUAAAAGUCGAUGAGUAUCAGAGGGGCAAACCUCGAAGACGAAACGUCAGCGAAACCUUGAGUGAAACAUCAGAAUAUGAGGAACUUCCAAAGAGGCGCCGCCAGAAAGGAACUGAGAAUGGAGAAGGUUACGCUGAGUCUGGAGAGGUUCGUAAGGCUGAAAGAGACUCUUGGAGGUCCAACAAGGUGUACGCAGACGAUCAGACAUCAGAUUCCAGAGAAAAGACCCGGGCAAGAGGCUUUGGAGGCCGAGUUCUCCCUCCCAGACUUAACACGAGCAGUAGCUACGUGCGAAGUUUUCAAGGAUCCAUAGACACUUAUACAUGGAGAGGUAGAGGACCCCAGUUUAACAGCAACAGUGGCUCUGUGCAAGAGAACGGUUAUGGUCCUGGGACAGAGGUUACCUACUCCCGCAGACCUCCAAGUGAACGGGAGCCUCUCAAGUAUGCUUCCAAGUUUACCGGCUCCUUUGCAGAUAAUAGCUCUGAAGAUCGUGAAGGAGAGUACUACUUUGAGAAUGGAAACCCCGACAGACAGAUGUUAAGGAGGCGCCGUCCUCCGCGUCAAGACAAACCUCCCCGCUUCCGUCGUCUACGACAAGAACGGGAACCUGGUUCAAGCCAGUGGACGAGUGAUGAGUACAUAAAUGGAGACUUUGUGAAUCCCUGGCCAGGUCGCCCCAAAGGCAGCGGGGAAAACCAGUGGCCCAGUGGCCACUUUUCUGGGCACUCUAGCCAGCAUGGUCACACAGAGGAGUGGGAGACCGGAUCAGACAACAGUGACUUUGGUGACUGGAGAGAGAAGCGGAGUGGAAGUGGAGGCGUGGCUGCACAGGGACAGGUGGACAUUCCCUCAGAGUCUGGCCACAGUGAACCAGGCUCUGGUGAAAAGAGGGAACUUUCAAAGAGAAGCUUCUCCAGUCAGAGACCCCUGGUGGAGCGGCAAAACCGAAAAGGAGAGCCAUCGCUGCUGGAAGCGAGCAAAAUGGUACGCACACCCGACAAUCCCCCAACUCUAUCAUCUAACAGGGCUGACAGCUGGCAGAACGGAGGGACUUCCUGCAAGAGGAACCCAGAUGAUUCUGGUCCAGUCUACAGCAUGGAACCACUGCCAGAUGAAAGGGAGCCCAGCGAGUCCUCAGGAAAGGAACUGAAAUCAGGACCUGUCAAGGCAGACAUCAUCGAACCCCUCUCCCAGUAUGAGCUCAGCAACUACCCACUUGAUGGUGAUACAGGGGGACAAAGUUCAGGGCCAGAUGGCUACCAGGAUGCCUUGUCAAAAAAGCAAAGACGCCCACUGGAAGAUGAAAGAAGGAGGAAAGAGCAAGGAGCCGCUGUGUCGGUUAAAAGCAGAACGGUCACUUCCAAGAUACCACCACGCUUCGUCAAAAAACAGGGAAGCAUGAGCAUCGAGCAUCCCGAGGAAACCAUUUCUGCUAACAAUCUAGGAACUGAAAUCUGGGAGACCAACAGUUCAGCUCUUUCUGUGCAGUCUUCGGGAGACUCGUGGACCAAGCAAGUGUCUUACACCGGAAGUGAACCCAACUCCGAGGACUCAGAUGCUGGUCCAGAGCAGAGUAAAGAACAGCACAAACCCGGGCCCAUCGGAAACGAGCGCUCGCUCAAGCACCGUAAGGGCUCAGAAGGUGUCGACAGGCUGGAGAGUGGGCCCAUCACUCCAGUAAACGGUGUGGAUCUCCAUGUGGACGCCGUGCUGCCUGUGCCUCCCAUUGAGUUUGGCGUCAGUGCCAAAGACUCUGAUUUUAGCCUUCCACCGUGCUCUUCCUCAGUGCCCGUCUCCGAUCCUGUUAACAAGCUCCAAGAUGCACUCGCUGCUGAUACAUCUCUAAAUCAGAGUAUUCCUAUGUUGCGGUCCACCCACCUGCAACCUGGCAUUAACCUCAACACCAUCUUCCCCAGUGCUGACCUCACCUUGAAGAUGGAGUCGGCGCGUAAGGCGUGGGAGAACUCUCAGUCCCUUCCGGAGCACGGCUCCCCUAGCGGUGGUGCAUCUGGAGGUCAGCCUCCCUGCAGCAUUGGUUCAUCCAGUGGUGUCAGCUACAGCUCUUUUGGAGUUUCCAUGCCUCCAAUGCCCGUUGCAUCAGUGGCACCUUCCAUGUCCUUGCAAGCAAACCCCAUUCCUCCUUUGUACAUGGACGGCCAUGUUUUUCAAAGUCAGCCUCGCCUUGUGCCUCCCACCUUGACGCAGCAGCAGACCUAUCCACAGGCGGCUGCAGCCCAGCAGAUCCCCAUCUCUCUACACACGUCUCUCCAGGCCCAGGCUCAGUUAGGUCUUCGGGGUGGUCUGCCUGUUUCUCAGUCCCAGGAGAUGUUCAGCUCCAUUCCUCCCUUCAGGUCACAGGUGUACAUGCACCCCAACCUGUCACAGCCCAGUCCCAUGGUGCUGUCUGGUGGGGGCCCUCUCAAGGGCCCUUACUCAGCUUUUCCUGGGAUGCAGCCCUCAGAUCUGGUGAAACCACAGUCAGGCUCUCACUACCAGCCUAUGAAUGGCAACCAGCAGCUUGUCUAUGACAACCAGCUGGGCCAGGGCCCCGGGAUGGGCUCGUCACAACUGAUGGACUCUCAGCUCAUUCAGGUCACCAUGCCCCUUCCCGGCUCCCAGUUGCGCUACGGCUCAGCUCAGCAACUCCUUCUCCCGCAGUCCAUCCAGCUGCAGCAGGGACAGAACCUGUCGGUGGGAGGGCCGCGCCGGAUGCUACCACCAGGCUCCCAACCUGCUGUCAUGAGUGGCAGCAGAGAGGUGAGUCUCUUUCAGAGCUCACAGUUGGAAAUCAAAGGUUUCCAGUUUUCAGAUAAAUCGAAUCAUUCCCCAGGCUUAUCUGGAGGUUCUUAUAGACCGGGUUCUGCAAGCCCCAGUGGGAAGACCUCUGGUCCUGGUGGGCCUGUGGGGCCUCUGCCUACUCAUUUUUCUCAGCAGGUCCCUCCUGCUCAAGGCAGCAUGGUAAUGCACAUGCGCCCCCCCACCACAGGUCCAUUUCCCAACCCCAUCCAGCGACCUGUCAUGCAGGUCAACAAGCCUGUCAUCAUCCGCUCCCCCCCCUUUGCUAAUUCCGGUCGUGACCCUCCCCACUCCACCCCCCCUUCAGUCCCUGAGCCCCCUGUCAAAGGGCCAGAGGAUGGCAUGAAGGUGAGCCACCCACUGUAAAUAUAGAGUAAAGCUUUGCGAGAAGUGCGCAAAGCAGUGGGGGAGGGCAAAUCGCCGUCUGGGGCAAUGACCAGCAAACUCCAGGAGCCCCUGGCCUCCACAGGUCAAGGCAAGCCAGCACGUACAGGAGCCAUCAAACCCCAGGCUGUCAAAGUAGAGGAGGGCAAGGCGUAACAAUGGACCUGAAACCUCCUCACCACCACCGGGCCUGCCCACACAACGCUCCUCCACGCAGGUGUGAGCCUUCGGAAUCCCAGCUCAUCCCGAGGCGAGGGGCCUACACAUGCUUCUUGGACUUCCAGAACUGGACACUUAUUAUGUCACACCAAGUAUAGAGAUAUAUUAAAUAUAAAAUAUAUAAAUAUAUAUAUAUAUAUAUAUAUAGAAAGCAUACACACAGACCAUCUUCUAGGCAGAUCUCUUCAAGGUUCUCUUUAAUUUAUUACUAGACCCUUUUUAAGGAGAUUGGUUAAGAGAGAUUUGUGUAUUUCCUGGUAUGUGGGGAAAUGGCCAACUGACGUUUCACUUUUCAUACUGUUUUUGCCAAACUUUACUUCCUCUGUAUGAACUGUAGCUCUCAGGAGCAGGCAAGACACUUGAUCUAGAACGUCCUAGGAGAGGCAGAGCGCCGUUUUCUUUUUACCAACUUUGAGACGCAGUGGGGCACGUUUGUCCUUUUUUUGUAUUUUGCUGGCAAAUAAACGUCAUCACCACCCAUCAAAGCCACAUGUGACGGACUUGUUUCAUUAACUUAUUAAAAAUGAAUACCGGUAACUCCAGUUUUUGAACAUCCUAGCAUGCCGACUCAGCAUAAAGAAUCACCCCCCAACACAACCUACGAGCUGUGGCUAAGCUGCUUAGAAAUCUUUUAACUGUUCUUUAAUUCUUACAUUCUGUUGCUCACUGUCGGAAACUAAAAGAAAAAAAAUGAACAUUUUACCAAGAUCACGUUGCUUCCGUGGGAACCUGACUGGCAGCGAGCGGCGUGUGCAGAGCUGAGCAUGCAGGAUCUGAAGCUGGCAACAUUUCACAGACUGUCCCUGAGCUCGGCAUCGUUUCUGCAGACACUCGCUGUUGGGGUGUUGGUCCAGCCGGAGCAGCUGGACCCUCGGAUGUCUCACUGACACUCGCUGAGGCGACGCCUUUCUUCUUGGAGUUGUAAUGAAUGAAUUGUGUCUGUCACACAUGUGAUUGAAGUGAUGAUUAUUUUCUUCCACUCCCCUCAUUGUGAGGCAUUUUUCUGAUCUUUCCUUUAAGGUUUUUAGGCUCCUGGGAGAGUUUCCUCAUUAAAUUUGUUUUAAAUCUUUCUGAACCGUGCUGUGGGGAAAUGUAUUAGCUUUGAAAUGGCACUGGCAAUAAAUGCAACCCAACUAUAACCCAAUCAGGCAAGUUGAAGGUUUUAUUUUAGUGAAACUAAUUAUUACAGUGUCUCUUGCAUUAUAUAUAUUUUUUUGGGGGGUUGUUUUUAUGUCCCUCAGCAGACUAAGAAGGACUUUUAAAGGUGUUUGGUUUGAUGUGAAGCUGUGAUCCACACAGUUUUUGUCUUUAGAGAAGGGUUUGUGCUUCACAGUACCGAUGCUCUUACUGGCUAGAUGUUACCGCUUGCCCUCAUGCUCCCUGACACUACAAAACAAUUCUAUUUAUGACGAUCUCACUGGUUUAAUGUAAAUGCAUAGUUAAGUGUACAGUUGGGUGUUGCCGGUAAGGAGAGGCUUUAACCACAUUUCAUUUUAAAUAUUGUGGCACUGUAAAGGAAUUCAUGUUGAACAAGAGGUUGCUGUGUUCACCAGAAUGAACUGAUUUUCCUCAACUACAAAGGUUCUUGAUGCUUAUUAUUGUAUCUGCUCCACAAAAAUGUCAUUUUGUUUUUGUACCUUUGAGAUUUUUUUUGUCAGAGGACCCAUGCUUUCUACAUCUGAUCCAACGUUUUGUUUACCCUACAGCUGUUAUCCUUUCAGAUACUUGGUCAUUACUCAGUCUUGAUUUAAAGGUUAAAAAAAGAGCUUACUGAAAGAAAAAUAAAGCCGUUGUGAUUUCUUAAA
Messenger RNA from Nothobranchius furzeri (turquoise killifish), 8865 nucleotides. It is a transcript of the gene prrc2b, whose product is annotated as proline-rich coiled-coil 2B. The record is from RefSeq and is a predicted model, not a curated record. Gene Ontology annotation, biological process: cell differentiation. Lineage: Eukaryota; Metazoa; Chordata; Actinopteri; Cyprinodontiformes; Nothobranchiidae.